Ornithodoros turicata is the source of this 711-nucleotide messenger RNA. RefSeq names its product putative nuclease HARBI1. The transcript has 3 exons. NCBI's taxonomy places the organism in Eukaryota, Metazoa, Arthropoda, Arachnida, Ixodida, Argasidae. The record is from RefSeq and is a predicted model, not a curated record. The coding region runs from base 1 to 711 and encodes 236 amino acids.
AUGGAGCUGCGGGAACUGAACAAACUCGGACAGCUCGACGAUUUUGAAAGCUACUCAUGGACGAGAACUAUCGGAGACCGUCUAGAUCGAUUUAGAAUAUGGAGCGGUACCGGUUUCAAGCGCCGAUACCGCUUUUCGAAGGACACCGUACGGUUCAUUAUCGAGACUAUGCGGCCUGAUGUGCAGGCGAGCGAAUUGAACUGUGCGAUCGCACCGGAGCUGCAAGUGCUUAGCGCAUUGCGAUUCUUCGCAAAGGGCUGCUACCAGUACAACGCCUCCGACAUGGACCGAUUCAGUCACCCCAUACAGUCAGGGAUCGUCCAAAGAGUUGCCGUAGCCCUAGCCAGCAGGCGGUCAAAUUUCAUAAAAUUUCCCCUCUCCCUAGUUGAGGAAGAAAAGGCAAAGAAUAAAUUCCAGAGAAGAUUUGGCUUCCCAUUGAUCUUGGGUGUUAUAGAUGGCACCCAUGUCCGGAUUAAGAGCCCUAGCGGACAGACAGCACAGAUGUAUGUGAACAGGAAAGGGUACCAUUCCUUAAAUGUGCAGGUUCCAGAAGCUGAUGUCAAUACGCAUCAACCAUAUGGUCUUGGUGCAACUGGGUUUGUCUCUCACUUCCAGCUGGGGGCUGUGAGCAUUCAGGUCCCCAAGAAUAAGGAAAGGUUGAGGCAGCUGGUCACAAAGAUGAUCAAAGUCCCUUUGGUGGAUUACUACUGA